Messenger RNA from Cicer arietinum (chickpea), 2534 nucleotides. Its product is annotated as metal-nicotianamine transporter YSL3. NCBI's taxonomy places the organism in Eukaryota, Viridiplantae, Streptophyta, Magnoliopsida, Fabales, Fabaceae. Gene Ontology annotation, cellular component: plasma membrane. Gene Ontology annotation, biological process: response to iron ion; seed development. Gene Ontology annotation, molecular function: iron-nicotianamine transmembrane transporter activity; oligopeptide transmembrane transporter activity. The record is from RefSeq and is a predicted model, not a curated record.
CUACUUUUGUUUUCUGAUUGUACGACAUUAGAAUGCAAAGAGUGCACGCACUACAUGUGUUCAUGUACUUUUUUUCUUGUUUUGUUAUGACUCAUAAUAAAUAUGGUAUUGUACUACAUUUGUUCGUGCGAUCCUACUUUUGAGAUUUAUUGAUUCAUAUAUAUAUUUAUCAUUCAACUUUCAGAGUUCUCUUGUGGGUUUGUUAGAUUCUUAUCUCACCUCCUUUAAAUUUCUUUUCUGCAAUUCAUCACUCUCUUUGUUCAUUGCCACAAAGAUUGAUUCACUUAUUGGAAAAAGAGGAUUUGCUGAUUCAAAUGGGAAAUAUAAACAAUGAAGAAAUAGAACUCAGAGAGAUUGAGAAUUUAGAGAGAGAUGACAUUGAAAAGGUUGGAGGAGUUGAGGUAGAAGAUGCAACUACAAUAGCACCAUGGAGAAAACAGAUCACAAUUAGAGGACUAAUAGCUAGCAUACUUAUUGGCUUAAUGUAUAGUGUAAUUGUGAUGAAACUGAACCUCACAACUGGACUAGUCCCUAAUCUCAAUGUAUCAGUUGCACUCCUUGGCUUUGUUUUCAUUAAAUCUUGGACUAAGAUUCUUGAGAAAGCAAAUAUUGUUUCAAAACCUUUCACUAGACAGGAAAAUACCAUAAUUCAGACUUGUGCUGUUGCAUGCUACAGUGCAUCUUUUGGAGGUGGUUUUGGAUCAUACCUUUUGGGUUUGAAUAGGAAGACAUAUGAGCGAGUUGGAGGGAUUAAUACACCAGGGAAUACUCCUGACACCAAGGAGCCUGGAAUUGGUUGGAUGACAGGCUUUCUCUUUGUUACUUACUUUGUUGGGCUAUCAGCUUUAAUUCCCUUUAGAAAGAUGAUGAUAAUAGACGCCAAAUUAGCUUAUCCAAGUGGAACUGCUACAGGUGUUCUUAUUAAUGGAUUCCAUACUCCUAAAGGAAAUGUCAUGGCCAAGAAGCAGGUUAAAGGUUUCACUAGUUUCUUCUCAUUCAGUUUGCUUUGGUCUUUCUUCCAAUGGUUCUAUGCUGGUGGAGACCUAUGUGGAUUUUCUCAGUUUCCUACUUUUGGAUUGCAAGCAUGGAAAAACACGUUUUAUUUUUAUUUCAGCUUGACUUAUGUUGGAGCAGGAAUGAUUUGUUCUCAUCUUGUCAAUUUAUCAUUGCUUUUUGGUGCUGUGGUUUCAUGGGGCAUUAUGUGGCCAUUGAUCAGAGUACUAAAAGGAAAUUGGUUUCCUGAAAGUUUACCAGAAAGUAGCAUGAAGAGUCUUAAUGGUUAUAAGGUUUUUAUUUCCAUUGCCUUAAUCCUUGGUGAUGGACUCUACAAUUUUGUUAAAAUUAUAUAUUUUAGUGCCUUAAAUUUUCAUGACUGCAUGAAAAAGAGGAAUCACGAUACAGAAAAUAACCAGAACCAACCUCUAGACAGUAUUAUACGCGACGAAUUGUUUGUUAGAGAGAGCAUUCCUAUAUGGUUAGCAUGUGUAGGCUAUGGAGUAUUCACCAUAAUUUCCAUCAUUGUUAUCCCUUUCAUAUUCCCACAAGUGAAGUGGUACUUUGUGGUAGUUGCUUAUCUCCUUGCACCAGUACUUGGCUUCUGCAAUGCUUAUGGUGCAGGCUUAACUGACAUGAACAUGGCCUAUAAUUAUGGAAAAGUUGCACUUUUCAUUCUUGCAGCCUUAGGAGGUAAAAGUGAUGGUGUUGUUGCUGGACUUGUAGCAUGUGGACUUAUAAAAUCUCUUGCUUCAACUUCAUCUGAUUUAAUGCAAGAUUUUAAGACUGGUCAUCUAACUUUUACUUCGCCGAGAUCGAUGCUUGUAAUGCAAGCUGUCGGUACAGCAAUAGGUUGUGCUGUAGCUCCACUCUCAUUCUUUAUUUUUUACCAUUCUUAUGAUGUUGGAAACCCUAAUGGCGAAUACAAAGCACCAUAUGCUAUCAUCUAUAGAAAUAUGGCAAUUCUUGGUGUUGAAGGCUUUUCUGCACUACCAAAUCACUGCUUACAAUUCUGUUAUGGGUUUUUUGCAUUUGCUGUGUUGGCUAACUUGAUGAGAGAUUUGAGCCCAAAAAAUAUUGGGAAAUGGGUCCCACUUCCAAUGGCAAUGGCUGUGCCUUUUGUGGUUGGUGCUUACUUUGCAAUUGACAUGUGUGUUGGUAGUUUGAUAGUGUUUAUUUGGAGCAUGAAGAAAAGAAAUGAAGCAAGUUUGAUGGUUCCAGCCGUUGCUUCUGGUUUGAUUUGUGGAGAUGGGAUUUGGGUUCUUCCUUCAGCUUUUCUUGCUUGGUUCAAGGUUAAUCCACCAAUUUGUAUGAGCUUUUCUGCAAAUAAGUAGAAGUUCCCUAGAAGAUCUUUAGAGGAAAUAGGUGUAGAAGUUAGGGGUAGUUCAUAAAGAUUAGUCAAAGGAGAAUCUAGAUGUCACUUUAAAUGCCUUGGACAAUUAGUGCCAAAAUGUUUUGUAUUUGAGAGUGAAUUGGUGUAAAUAGUUUUUUUUUCUUUCUUUCCCGGCAAUUUUAUAUUAUUAUUUUAAGUUUAUUCUUAA